Messenger RNA from Eptesicus fuscus (big brown bat), 3864 nucleotides. RefSeq names its product SRC kinase signaling inhibitor 1 (gene SRCIN1). The transcript is spliced from 21 exons. The record is from RefSeq and is a predicted model, not a curated record. Gene Ontology annotation, cellular component: cytoplasm; actin cytoskeleton; postsynaptic density. Gene Ontology annotation, biological process: regulation of dendritic spine morphogenesis. Bases 1 to 3864 code for a protein of 1287 amino acids. Lineage: Eukaryota; Metazoa; Chordata; Mammalia; Chiroptera; Vespertilionidae.
AUGCAGCCCUGGCAGUGCCUCCGGCGCUUUGCCCUGGCCUGGUGGGAGAGGACCGCUGAGGGCAGCUCCCGAUCUCCCAGGGAGGAGGCCGGACCGAAGGACCCCGGGGGCCGAAGGGAGCCAGAUCCGGAGCGGAGCAGCCCCCCCAUGCUGUCUGCGGACGAUGCCGAGUACCCGCGGGAGUACCGGACCCUGGGGGGCGGGGGCGGUGGGGGCAGCGGGGGCCGGCGCUUCUCCAACGUGGGGCUGGUGCACACGUCCGAGCGCAGGCACACGGUGAUCGCAGCCCAGAGCCUGGAGGCGCUCAGCGGGCUCCAGAAGGCGGACGCCGAGCGCAAGCGCGAUGCCUUCAUGGACCACCUGAAGAGCAAGUACCCCCAGCACGCCCUGGCCCUGCGCGGCCAGCAGGACCGGAUCCGGGAGCAGGUUGGCGGCUGGACCGUGGACCCCGUGUGCCUUCUCAGCUCCCUCUGCUCCCACCUCCAUGGCGACUCCGCCCCCUCCGGGGCUGGCCAGCCGGCCCAGCAGCCAAACUACUGGAGUUUCAAGACCCGCAGCUCACGCCACACUCAGGGAGCCCAGCCAGGGCUGGCAGACCAGGCAGCCAAGCUGUCCUACGCCUCAGCUGAGUCGCUGGAGACCAUGUCGGAGGCCGAGCUGCCUCUGGGCUUCAGCAGGAUGAACCGCUUCCGACAGAGCCUGCCCCUCUCCCGAUCUGCCAGCCAGAGCAAGCUGCGCUCACCAGGGGUGCUAUUCUUGCAGUUCGGGGAGGAGACUCGGCGCGUGCACAUCACGCAUGAGGUCAGCAGCCUGGACACGCUGCACGCGCUCAUCGCGCACAUGUUCCCGCAGAAGCUCACCAUGGGCAUGCUCAAGUCGCCCAACACCGCCAUCCUCAUCAAAGACGAGGCUCGCAACGUCUUCUACGAGCUGGAGGACGUCCGGGACAUCCAGGACCGCAGUAUUAUCAAGAUCUACAGGAAGGAGCCCCUCUAUGCCGCCUUCCCUGGCUCACACCUCACCAACGGGGACCUCCGGAGAGAGAUGGUGUAUGCGUCGAGGGAGUCGUCCCCCACGCGGCGCCUCAACAACCUGUCGCCCGCGCCGCACCUGGCCUCCGGCUCGCCGCCGCCCGGGCUGCCUUCCGGGCUGCCCUCGGGCUCCCCGUCGCGCUCGCGCCUCUCGUACGCCGGGGGGCGCCCGCCCUCCUACGCGGGCAGCCCGGUGCACCACGCGGCCGAGCGGCUGGGGGGCGCGCCCGCCGCGCAGGGCGUCAGCCCCAGCCCCAGCGCCAUCCUGGAGCGGCGGGACGUGAAGCCGGACGAGGACCUGGCGGGCAAGGCGGGGGGCAUGAUGCUGGUGAAGGGCGAGGGCCUCUACGCCGACCCCUACGGGCUGCUCCACGAGGGCCGCCUGAGCCUGGCCGCGGCCGCCGGCGACCCGUUCGCCUACCCGGGGGCCGGCGGCCUCUACAAGCGCGGCUCGGUGCGCUCGCUCAGCACCUACUCGGCCGCCGCGCUGCAGUCCGACCUGGAGGACUCCCUGUACAAGGCGGCGGGCGGCGGGCCGCUCUACGGCGACGCCUACGGCUUCCGCCUGCCGCCCUCGUCGCCGCAGAAGCUGAGCGACGUGGCCGCGCCCCCCGGAGGCCCCCCGCCGCCGCACAGCCCCUACUCCGGGCCACCCAGCCGCGGCUCGCCGGUCCGCCAGUCCUUCCGCAAAGACUCGGGCUCCUCCUCGGUCUUCGCGGAGAGCCCGGGGGGCAAGGCCCGCAGUGCCGGGGGCACCUCCGCCGCCGGGGUCCCCCCUCCCGAGCUCUUCCCCGGGCCUGGGGAGCGCCCGCUCGUGGGGUUCGGGCCGCCGGUGCCAGCCAAGGACACAGAGACCAGGGAGCGCAUGGAGGCCAUGGAGAAGCAGAUUGCCAGCCUCACAGGCCUGGUGCAGAGCGCCCUGCUACGAGGUUCGGAGCCCGAGACCCCCAGCGAGAAGAUUGAAGGCUCCAAUGGAGCAGCCACGCCCUCAGCACCCUGCGGGUCAGGCAGCCGGAGCAGCGGGGCCACCCCAGUGUCCGGCCCUCCCCCACCCUCAGCCAGCAGCACCCCCGCGGGGCAGCCCGCCGCCAUCAGCCGUUUGCAGAUGCAGCUGCACCUGCGUGGCCUCCAGAGCAGCACCAGCGACCUGCGCGGCCAGCUGCAGCAGCUGCGGAAGCUCCAGCUACAGAACCUCGAGUCGCUGCGCGCGCUGCUGAAGGGCACGGAGGCGGAGCUGAGCAUGCGCGUGUCGGAGGCGGCGCGGCGGCACGAGGACCCGCUGCAGCGACAGCGCACCCUGGUGGAGGAGGAGCGGCUGCGCUACCUCAACGACGAGGAGCUCAUCACCCAGCAGCUGAAUGACCUGGAGAAGUCGGUGGAGAAGAUCCAGAGGGAUGUCUCCCACAACCACCGGCUGGUGCCGGGGCCCGAGCUGGAGGAGAAGGCGCUGGUGCUGAAACAGCUCGGGGAGACUCUGACCGAGCUCAAGGCUCACUUCCCAGGCCUACAGAGCAAGAUGCGGGUCGUGCUGCGUGUGGAGGUGGAGGCCGUGAAGUUCCUGAAGGAGGAGCCCCAGCGCCUGGAUGGGCUGCUCAAGCGCUGCCGCGGGGUCACAGACAUGCUGGCCCAGAUCCGAAGGCAAGUGGACGAGGGUGUGUGGCCACCCCCCAACAACCUCCUGAGUCAGUCCCCUAAGAAGGUGACAGCCGAGACUGACUUCAACAAGAGCUUGGACUUUGAAAUGCCACCCCCCAGCCCUCCGCUGAACCUCCAUGAGCUGAGUGGGCCAGCGGAGGGAGCCCCUUCGACCCCCAAGGGGGGCAACCCCACCAAAGGCCUGGACGCCCUUGGCAAGAGAAGCGUGGACAAGGCUGUGUCUGUUGAGGCUGCGGAGCGGGACUGGGAGGAGAAGCGGGCGGCCCUCACCCAGUACAGCGCCAAGGACAUCAACCGGCUGCUGGAGGAGACGCAGGCGGAGCUGCUGAAGGCCAUCCCUGACCUGGACUGUGCGAGCAAGGCCCACCCAGGCCCCGCCCCGACCCCUGACCACAAGCCCCCCAAGGUCCCCCACGGCCAGAAGGCAGCCCCCCGCACGGAACCCAGCGGAAGGAGGGGCUCAGAUGAGCUGACGGUGCCCCGGUAUCGCACGGAGAAGCCCUCCAAGUCACCCCCGCCUCCCCCUCCCCGCCGGAGCUUCCCCUCCUCCCACGGCCUGACCACCACACGCACCGGAGAGGUGGUGGUCACCAGCAAGAAGGACUCGACUUUCAUCAAGAAGGCGGAGUCCGAGGAGCUGGAGGUGCAGAAACCCCAAGUGAAGCUGCGCCGGACCGUGUCCGAGGUGGCCCGCCCGGCCUCCACCCCGCCCAUCAUGGCCUCUGCCAUCAAGGACGAGGACGACGAGGACCGCAUCAUCGCGGAGCUGGAGGUGUUUGAGAGAAGCUCAGUGGCUUCCCUCCCCCCCACGCCCUGCCGCCAGCCGAUCCCUACCUUGCUGCCCCCCCAGGACUCAGGGCCCCCCGGGGGCUCAGCCCCAGGCCCCACAUGGAAGAGUGGCGGAGGCAGCGUGCCGCCCAUGAAGGUGGUGACUCCGGGGGCCUCUAGGCUGAAGGCAGCCCAGGCCCAGGCAGGCAGCCCCGACAAAGGCAAGCAUGGCAAGCAGAGGGCCGAGUACAUGAGGAUCCAGGCCCAGCAGCAGGCCACUAAACCAUCUAAAGAGAUGAGCGGGUCGAAUGAGACCUCAAGCCCAGUCUCAGAAAAGCCCUCGGCUUCCAGAACCUCUAUCCCCGUAUUGACUUCGUUUGGGGCAAGGAAUUCUUCCAUCUCCUUUUAG